CGUUUUAUACCGUUUCCUUCAAACUAUGAGGUUUCUCUAUAUUUCUGCAGUAGCUCUCGUUAUUUCCGUUGCAGCUAUCGGAAAUCCAUUUGGAGGAGACGAUAAGUGUGAAGAAGGAAAGCCGACUUGUCCACCUGGAUAUAAAUUUCAAGAAAGAGAGGGUAAACGUGGAUGGUGCUUGAAGUACUUCCCUGGAAAUACAACAUUCGAAGAGGCCGAGAAAAUUUGCAGAUGUCAAGGAGGAGCAUCACUCUCUGGAAUUGAAAAUAUGAAAGAGUUGACUUGGGUUAUUGUCCAAGCCAAGGCUUCGUUUGCUGAAGAAGGAAUCCAAACAGGAGGAAUUUGGGUCGGAGCGUACCGUCGCAAAGCGUGCUGGGAUAAAAAGAACUUGAACAAAACCGAGUGCUCAAAAGAGCUUCAAUACCAGUGGACCGAUAGAAAUACUGUUGGAAAUCUGAUGUGGAAGAAGAGAUGGACUGCGGGAGCACCACAUGACAAUACUGUUGGAGAUCACCACGAGUAUUGCGUCCAGCUUCAAGUCACCGUCGACCCAGCUUUGGCGAAUAAGAACCUCACUGGAUUUUUCGAUAACAGAGUAUGUGUGAACCCAGCUGCUGAAAAUCAAUUCCCAUCAGAAGGAUUCCUUUGUGGACGUCCACCAAAAUACACUGGAGGCGGAAAUGGCGGAUAUGGUGGUGGUGGUGGACUUGUAAUCAUUGGAGCCGGCAAACCAACAAAGAAACCAUAAUUUUAGAAGUUGCAUUUUCGGUUAUUGGAUUAAAAUUAUAAACUGAUUCUGUGA
Messenger RNA from Caenorhabditis elegans, 802 nucleotides. RefSeq names its product C-type lectin domain-containing protein (gene C49C3.11). Lineage: Eukaryota; Metazoa; Nematoda; Chromadorea; Rhabditida; Rhabditidae. Bases 26 to 748 code for a protein of 240 amino acids. Gene Ontology annotation, molecular function: carbohydrate binding. The transcript has 5 exons. The record is from RefSeq and is marked reviewed.